Messenger RNA from Scylla paramamosain (green mud crab), 2263 nucleotides. RefSeq lists its product as uncharacterized. Gene Ontology annotation, biological process: transcription elongation by RNA polymerase II. Bases 753 to 1742 code for a protein of 329 amino acids. Lineage: Eukaryota; Metazoa; Arthropoda; Malacostraca; Decapoda; Portunidae. Gene Ontology annotation, cellular component: nucleus. The record is from RefSeq and is a predicted model, not a curated record. The transcript is spliced from 6 exons. Gene Ontology annotation, molecular function: transcription elongation factor activity.
AAUGAAAUACAACAGAGGAGGAGGACGGACCUUGCCACCCACCCCCUGGGCAAACUCUUAAGAGUAGAGUAUAAAAAAUGUAAAAAUAUAGUAUACAUUACAAGAAUAUAAGUAAAUAAAUAAAUACAGAUAUUGCACACCUUAUUGCAUAAAGAUCCUACAGCCUGGGAGCAAACGUAGGAUAUUCCUUGAGUAUAGCCCUGAGAGUAGCGGAGUCUAAAAAAUGGUCAAUGAAGUAUACAAGUCAUGCUGACCUUGCAGCCUAAAUUUAGCAAUGUAUUAUCAUUAUAUAAGAAUUCGGAACUGCUGAAACCUAAAAAUUGCAGGUACACGUUUACCCAUUAUUUUAUUUCAUAGUGGCAAGUUUGGAGAAUAGUGACCCGGUUUGCGUACUUAUUUCCUCUAAGAAGGAUACAGAUAACUUUCCAAGAAAUGCUAUCAGGUAGUCCUCUUUACAAAAAUGAUAACUUUGAAUCAAACAGAGAAUAAUGGAAACGAAAUUAAAAUAUGCUACUAUACUAAUGACUGGACAUUACUGUUAUACUAGUAAUCUGGGACAUUUACUGUUAUGGCAUCCAACAUAUAUUAAAAUCAAUAAAAAAAUAAAUAGAAAAUAAAAAGUGUGAAAAAAAUAAAGAAAAUAAAGGUAAUCAGUAAAGAAACACGCAGGUAUAGAAGUGCUGUUACAAAGAAGGACUCUCGCAAAGUCACACAACAACGUUCAGUCAAAACAUCAACACAUCACAAGCACGAUGAACUUUACCGCACAACCCGAGAAAAGCACCUCAGCCACGGAGCAGGUCCCUGUGUUGAAGCUUGUCAACCGCACCUGGAAGACUCUCCCAGACAAAGGGGAUGAUGUGUUCAUACGAGAUCCAAAGCUGAAGGAGGGACAAAUAGGUGACCUGAGUAAGAAGAGUAUUGCACAACUUGAAGAAAUCAUUGAGCGACAGGAUCGCAUUCUGAAUAACAAAUUCUUAUCAUCAAAGCUGAAAGACAAAGGAGAAAAAUUGAAGGAACAUCGAGAAAUUGUUGUUGAAGCUCUGAAGAAGGCACGUGAACAAAGUAAAAGUGAAUUUAGAAAAGAUAUUCCAGCAGAUAUUAAUGCACUGGAAUGGAAGAGUAGAAGAAAGAAUGAGAACAACCAAGAAGAGUUAGACAGUGAUGAUGAUGAAGAUGAACGCGAGGACAAGCUAGAUCCGCUGAAACUCAUGGCCUACCACUCCUCAUGCGUCAAGAAGCCUGCACACACACAGAAUGGGACAGUAGAGGAAAAUGAAGACCCAACAAAUGCCAUUGCCCAAGAGUUGAGACGGCUGGAGCUCCAGGAUGCUGAGCAGGAGUCUCAGUCAUAUGACUUUGGGGACAAAAGGAAUCAAAUAUUAGAAGAAAUGAGGAAACGAAAUGGUCCUUUGAAAGACUCCUUCAAGCCCUUCAGGCCCAUCAGCAACCCUCAGCCCAUCCCUGGCCUGGUGCAUCACACAGCUCGCCCAAGCAGUGGCACCACAAAGAGCAUCCCCCAGCACGAGGCAUUGAAACUAGAGCGAGAAUUCCUUGUCAAAGAAAAGGAAAGAGCUCUAUCAAAUGCCAGAGAACAACUUGGAAAGAUAAAAACAGAAAAAAUUGGGCUCCCACCUCCAUCAUCAUCUCUCAAAUAUCGUGACACAAACGUGAACAAACAUCUUCUGGAUUCAGAUGAUGAAAGUGACAAUUCAGAUGACUUCUAUGCUAGUGAAUUGUGAAACUAGUGGCAAUUAAAUACUUCUGUUUUAAUUAAAGAUAUUUGUAUCUGCCCUAAGAAAAUGUAAAUUAAACUUUGUUGCAUCAAAUUCAUGGCAUCUUGCACUGUCUUACUUUUUCAUUUCAUGUUAAUUCAAUUUACUUUCAAAUAAUAUAUAUGCAAUAUCUUCAUGCUAUAUUAUCUAAUCAUUUCAUUGCUAUUGUUGAUAAUCUAUUCAUUAUAGUACUAGACUCCCAUGAUAAUUUUGCUUAAUUUCUUUCUACAUCUGAUAUUCUACCUUCAUCUUCACCUAGCUCCUUAAUUAUAAACUUUUCCUUUUUCUGAGUAAUGUCACUAAAUAUUGAAAAAUUUGGUUCAUGUUUAAUUACACUUGGGCAAAUUAGGUAAAUCUUGAAAUGUGACAGAUAUAUGUUCUAUUUAUAUUUUCCUAAAAACUGAAAUAUAGUUAAAGUUUUACUAUUUUUGUAUUUUAUAAAGAGUGGCAUAAAAACUCCCUCCAAAUACAUCUAUGAGAUUUGGUAA